Molecule: messenger RNA, 5465 nt
Organism: Monomorium pharaonis (pharaoh ant)
Lineage: Eukaryota; Metazoa; Arthropoda; Insecta; Hymenoptera; Formicidae
Exons: 2
Coding region: 3563-5317 (584 amino acids)
Source: RefSeq, a predicted model, not a curated record
CCCGGUUGCGGCCGCGCUGAAACGUACGGGCCCGGAAAUGGGAACGAUAAUUCGCCCCGUCGCGAGCUGUCUUGUCCGACUGAAUUCCCGCUUUCCUGUUUUCCGCGAGAUCAAAAGUCGCGAGUUAACUUUUUUGGAAACAUGAAUCUUCCUUCCGAAAGCUUCUUCUCAUAAACGAGCAACAAAAAAAUGUUAUGAUUAAUAAUAAGUGAAACUAGGAUCGAUACGUGAAUAAAUGAUUCGCAGUCAUGAAGGUUCGGACUUGAUAGAAAUACAUUAAUGAUACAUUUUCGUGACUCGUGAGUUUUUAUUUAAAAAAAUCUGAUACUAGAAGACAAUGCAACGUUAUAAAUUUGCAUUGUAUGUUUAAUUGUUCGAAUUGCAUAUUUUUGGUUAAUAAAAGCGUGUAUUGUAGCUAGAUCGCGUUAUUUAUGUGCUAUUUAAUUUGUAUUACCUUUUUAGUACUUUUUCAAAUGUAAUAUUUAAAACUCGGGUGGCUUUUUUAUGGCUGUAUGGUUAACAUUAAUACGCGCGUGUAAUAAAAUAAAUUUAUUUUACAGGGGCGCUAAAAAAUUUUUUGUAAUUUGGAUGUUUUGCAUUCCUGGAAAAUUCGGAAAUUAUCUGGAAAUUUUUUACAAGAUUUGAGUGAACAGUCUGAUUAUAUGAAAACGCGAGCACAUGCGAUUCGAUAAUGCGAUUUCUCGACGUGAAACAAAUCGAUCAAAUAUUCUUUCACGUUCCGUGGUUUCGGUUUGAAUCUCCAAGCGUCAAGUUGGCACGAAUAAUUCAUUGCAAUUUUUCGAUACGUUAAACCGGUGCCACUUGCACGUCGCGGUUGUAAUUUGAAUGUAACACUUGGCGUCAGAAACGCGGCGCGUGAAUUUUUGCCCGUUAUACAUUUACAAGCGGACAGUAAUUCUUCCGCCGAAGUGCGAAAGUUUUUCUUUUUCUUUAUCUCGGAUCCUUUACCGUCAUCCGAACGGAUCCCUUCGUCGUUCCCUUCGUCGCGUCGCUGACGUCGAUUUAGUCGUCGGAUUUCGGCCGACGCGAGAACGGAUAGAAAUAAUUCAGUUGUCGGCGCUUGUCCGCAGACGAAUAGCGGUAAUUCGGUUGUCGGUCUUCCUUCUUGUUCGAGCACGGAAAGAAGCGACGUUAAUUGAACUUCCAUGAAGUUAUUAUCUCCUCCGAGAUACAAACGACGAAUGGAAUGGAAAAUUAAAGUUCCCGCGCAUACAUAAAUCAUUUAUUUUGUCAGCAGACGCGGGUUUUGAAAAUCUCAUUAAAAUGGAUUACGUGCGACGUAAGUCUAUCAUUUUUGUUCCAAUUUAUUUCAAAAUUUUCUAUACGUUACUCUCGCGACAAAUGACAGAUAUAUAUGAAGUGACUGUGUACCGCGGCAACUUUUUUAAAUAAUAAUAAUAAUAAUAAUAUAUGUCUUUUUUGAUAUUUGUCACUCAUUUCAAUUUAGCGCGAACAAGCUUUUAUUUGCAAUUUUUUAUAUAUUUCCUAAUCAGACUUAUAUUUUGUUGUGUAUUUAUCUACACGGAGAAAAUUUUGGAGUAAAAAUUACCAUUGUAAAUAAUAAACGUGAAUUAAAGAAGAAAUUAUAAAAAGUUUUACUGUUUUUCAUCAAAUUACCAUAGUGUUUACACUACUUAUGGUUUAAUUUCUCUGAAAUUUCUUCUUAUUGUCCAUAGCUACUAUUGUACGUAAUCAGUUUUACUAUAAAAUUUUUUCCGUGUAGAAAAAUUCUCUCCCAUGCCGAUAAAUCUUUAUCGCCUUUAUUAUUAAACCAAUAUCGAAUGGGCGAGUUAAACGGAGGUGAGUGCGCGAUACCCCGGCACGAUCUGAAAGACGCUCGCCUAAAAUUUACGAGCCACGUGGCGUACACGUUACGACGCGGACGAGUCAUACUUGGUGUAUCAAUACUCGUACUGGCGUCGGGGCAUGGAACUUUUGUCGACGUUUUAUUAAAUCUGCGAACUCUGCGGAACCGUUAUGCUGCAGGUGCAGCGGAUAUACCUUUCUUUCGUUGUACCGGUCGGCUGUUGCUGCUCGAUGCUUUCAAAGGAAACGUCAGACCUAAGAAGACCUAGAGAAUAAAAACGCGGUACACGAGAGAGGUAUGAAUAUUCUUUAUAGCGAGAGCAAGAAAGUCUGUCGAGCAAUAAAUUAUCUCUUUCGAUAGACUCUUCUAUUAUAUCGUUUAAUCAGUGCCAAAAAAAAAAAAAAAAAAAACAGUCGACACAUUUCUACGUUUAACAAGCAACAGGCUACAUUUCCACACAAAUUUAACUCCAUAUGUAGAGAUAGAGGACGAUAUGGAAUUGUAAUUACAUUUUAAAUAAGUAUCGAGCAAUCGUUAAUAAUAGAUCGUUGAACACCGCGACGCGAAUAAUAAAUAAAUACACGGAAAAAAUAAGUCAGUUGUAACAACUAGAAGAAAUUUUCACAUGGCUUAAUUCAGUUAAAGUAACAUGAAGCUUAUCUGCACUAACUGAAAUGUUUACAUUAACAAAUGCUUUUGGUUGGAAAAACCAAAAAUUUCUGUUAUUAAUGUGCUUACCACAGAAGAUUCAAUUAUCACAGACAAAGUAACUCGGCUAUAGCAAUUAGAAUUUUUAAUUAGUUCAGUUCGGAUGCAGUAACAUAAAGUUUAUUUGCAUUAACUGAAAUACUGUUUUUAUCAACAAAUACUUUCGAUUGGAGGAACUGAAAAUUUCUGUUAUUAAUCUGUCAUUUGAGAUAACCGAGAGAACAAUUGUCUUAGGGACAGAAAUGUCCUACAAAAAUAUUUUUGUUGCUGCAACCGAAUUUUUGUCUGCUUCCCAGGGAACAGAAAAUUUCGGUUGUAAGACCGAUAAAACUACCGCCGUUUACGACUUCGCUAAUCAGUAACAUCGCCAGAACGGGCGAUCGUUUAAUGUCAACGUUUCCCUAAACCUUAGCCGGAUACGGAAUGAUUUAUCGGUCGUGUAUCGGGAAAAGUAUCGCUUCCUUUUGUCGUCGUUGAGGGCUGCAUCGUUUCCGAACGGGAAAAGUUUCGGCCGACGAAAGACGGCGAGUGUCAUUAGCCGAUAAAUGAAGGUAGUAAAUAAUUUCCCGCGGACCAUCUCCGUCCGGAAAAAGAUUUCUUUCGUCGGAAACUUCGCCUCCGUCUUCCGGACUUCCUACCUUAAGGGGUUAUAUACACUUAGAAACUUUCAAAAAAUCGAUUUUUGGGUUUUUACAUUUUCUUUAAGUAUAACAUCUUGAAAAUAUUCCCUGAAAGUUUCAAGUUAAUCUGAAUAAAAUUGACGAAGUUAUACGCGUUCAAAGGAUGCUCCGUUCGACCGUUAGCAGGUAUAGCGUAGCGCGGGAUAGAGAUCCUUUCACACGCGCACAUGUACACUGUUCUUACUUGUGUGAAUCUCUUCUAAAAACCUGUUUCUUUGUAUUGUUAUUUCCCCUUCUUCGUGUCCUUAUGCUAUAACCUUAGUAUAACGGUUGGCAUCGAGCUGUACGGUCGAACGUUCAUAUAUAAAAUCGUGCUUAAAACCGUAUCUCCGUUUUGGAAUUCACUAUGGAUAAAUCUAAGGGUUCCAGAGAGUUACGAAAGACAGAAAAUGUUCGAAAAUCGAGAACAAAAAAAAGAAAACAAUAUUUUAAUCCAAAAACUGUUGAGACCGACGAAAGUAGUUUUAGUACCUUUGCGAAAAAAAUAAAGAUUCAAGAAGAUAUUAUUGUGCCACAAGAUAAUUCUAUAGAAUAUAGAAUUUUGAACUUUAUCACUGUAUUUGCUGCAAUUUCAAAUUUUGUUAAAUGCAAAGUAUGUAAUGGUGAUAUUAAAUUUCAAGCAGCAAAUAUGCGUGGACUUGGUUUUAAUAUUAUAGUGAUAUGCGAAACGUGUGCGCCUCAAUCAAUUCCUUCGUGCCCUUAUAUUGGACGCUCAUAUGAAAUAAACAGGCGUUUUAUUUUUACUAUGAGAGUGCUAGGACUUGGUCUAAAAAGUUGUCAAAAGUUUUGCGGACUAAUGGACAUGCCAUAUUUUAUUUUUCAAACGUCUUAUGACAUUACUAUAAAUAAUAUACUCAACUGUGUUAAAGAAGUUUCCGAUAAACUUUUUAAAAAUGCUGUGAAUGAAGAGAAAAAAGAAGCAUGUAAAGAAAGAAACAUAGAAGAAACGAACGAAUUAACUGUAUCAGGUGACGGGACUUGGAAAAAACGUGGUUUUACAUCACUGUAUGGAGUUUCAUCGAUUAUCGGGUAUUAUAGUGGAAAAAUACUUGAUAUUCUCGUAAAAAGUUCAUAUUGUAAAGCCUGCGAGUAUUGGAACAAGAAACAAGAUACAGAUGAAUACGCAGAAUGGUUUGAAACACAUAGUAACAACUGUUUAGCAAAUCACGAAGGAUCAUCUGGGAAGAUGGAAGUUGACGCUAUCGUUGAAAUGUUUAAACGUUCACAGAAUAAGUAUGGUGUUAAAUACAUUAAUUAUAUUGGUGAUGGCGACUCGAAGACUUAUAAUGGUAUUAUAAAAUCUAGUCCUUACGGUGAUGAUACUUCCAUUAUAAAGAAGGAAUGUAUAGGCCAUGUACAAAAAAGAAUGGGGCAUCGAUUACGUGAAUGUAAAAAGAAAAAUAAAAACCUCGGAGGAAAAAAUAAACUGACUGGCAAAAUGAUCGAUAAGUUAACAGUUUACUAUGGUUUAGCGAUACGACGAAAUUGUGAUUCAACAAAUAAAAUGAGAGAUGCGAUAUGGGCCACAUAUUAUCACUACAGUUCAACAGAUGAACAUCCGCAACACAGCAAAUGCCCGACCGGAGUUGACUCGUGGUGCGCGUGGCAGUGCGCUUCCGCAAAGGGUGAACUUGCCUCUUUCAAACACGAUUACAACGCUUUACCUAAAGAUGUUUUGGAUGCUAUAGAACCAAUAUACAAGGAUCUUAGUAAACAAGAAUUACUAGAAAGAUGCGUCGGCGGUUUUAAUCAAAAUAACAAUGAAAGUUAUAAUCAACUAAUAUGGAAAAUCAGUCCAAAAAUUAUACCUAGUGGAUUAAAACCUAUCGAACUUGCGGCAUACACCUCUGCCUGCAUAUUUAAUGAAGGUUCCAAAACAUUAUUGCAAAUGUUUGAAGCCAUGGGAGUUCACAGUGGCCCAAAUGCGCAUCAAUAUGUUAUUACAGAAGAUGCAAAUCGAAUGAGAAUAGCAGACGACCGUGCGCUGCAGAGUACUCGAGAAGCAAGAAUGCUUCGUCGCCAGCAGCAACUUGAUAUUUUGGAGGCUUCAACUUCGGGCGAAAACUUAUUAUAUGGGCCUGGAAUAGAUGACUUUGUAUGAUCCAAAUCCGAACUACAGUGGUCACCGCAAAACCAAUUUUUAAAACGGAGGUUGAGAAAAAUAAUAAUAUCUCUUUUAUUUAUUAAUAUUUUUUAAUAAAAAAAAUAUGUAAAACUUUUAAAAAUAUAUCCUUUUAAAUGUACAAAAA